CGACCACGUAUCAGGCGACGUGUUGAGGCACCACUUAAAAGGCCUUUUACGUUCCUUUCCGAAAUAUUUCUCUUCACAUACCGGCUUCGACGAACAUCAUGGCAGACCAUAAGGGAGCGCGGCGGCGCAAUGCGGGAAAGGCUGAAACACCGGACGUUCCAUUGGAGCCAACGUCUGCAGUGCCAGCUACUACUGCCGAUGGGAAAGACUUGAACGGUAAACCCAUCCGUCGGGAGGCUGAGAAACCACCACAGUCCGAUUUUGUCGCCUUGCUCUUGCCACACCUCGACCACAUCAUCGCUUUGGUGUACACAUCGCUUUCUCUCUUCACUCGCUUUUACCGUAUCGGGCACGCAAAGAACGUCAUCUGGGAUGAAGCUCACUUUGGAAAGUUCGGUUCGCACUACCUGAAGCGCGAGUUCUACUUCGAUGUGCACCCGCCUUUGGGAAAGAUGUUGGUCGGGCUCGCUGGAUUCAUUGCAGGAUACGAUGGCUCCUUCGAAUUCAAAAGCGGGGAGGACUACGCUGAAAACGUACCCUUUGUUGCAAUGCGUAUGAUUCUGGCGUCGUUUGGCGCGGCGAUGGUUCCCUUGGCAUGGUACACGUCGAUUGAGUUGGGCAUGAGUCGUUGGUCCUGUCACUUGAUUACACUCAUGGUUCUCUUCGAUCUUGGCUGGCUGGUCAUCUCACGAUUCAUCCUUCUCGACUCCAUGCUUCUGUUUUUCACCGUGUUGACGGUGUUCUGUUUGACCAAGUUCAACAAUCAGCAAUCGAGAUCAUUCUCUGCUGGCUGGUGGACUUGGUUGUUCUUGACCGGUGUCUCCAUCGGUUGUGUGACCAGCGUCAAGAUGGUCGGAUUGUUUGUCACUGCACUUGUGGGACUGUAUACUAUUGAAGAUCUAUGGGGGAAAUUCGGGGAUCUGAAGAUGUCUGUUACCGACCAGGCCAAGCACUGGGCUGCCCGUGUAGCAUGUCUAAUCAUCGUCCCGAUCAUUGUCUUCAUGAUCUCGUUCAAAAUCCACUUCUUGAUACUCAACGGAUCUGGCCCUGGUGAUUCGCAAAUGAGCUCCCUUUUCCAGGCCAAUCUCGAAGGGAAUGACUUCCGCGACAAUCCAUUGGAGAUCGCGUUCGGUUCUAAAGUCACUCUGAAAGCCUAUGGAUUCGGCGGUGGCCUACUUCACUCCCAUCUGCAUUCAUAUCCGGAGGGCUCAGCGCAGCAGCAAGUCACAUGCUACAGCCACAAGGAUUCGAACAAUGACUGGAAUAUUCUCCCGCGAUGGGACGAGGCUCCGAUUGAUUACGAGGGUCCCAUCAGAUUUGUGAAGCAUGGGGACGUCAUCCGACUCCAGCACGCUGAAACCACGAGGAACUUGCACUCGCAUCCCAUUCCGGCACCUAUCACAAAGCUUAACCACGAGGUGUCGUGCUAUGGGAAUUCGACCAUCGGCGAUUUCCAGGAUUAUUGGGUGGUCGAAGUCAUUGAUGAUGUGCUGCGCGGAAAUCGAGCCCACGUCGACAAAGUCCAUGCACUGACGACUAGAAUGCGUUUGAGACACCAGUCCCUGGGAUGUUAUCUGCAUGCUGGUCACGUCAACCUGCCGCAAUGGGGCUGGAAGCAGAUUGAGGUCACAUGCGCGCCUGCGAACAACACCAACGACAUUGACACAUGGUGGAAUGUGGAAUCGCACUACAAUGAUCGCCUACCCCCCACCGAUCUUCAGUCCAUCAAGACGUCUUUCCUCCACGAUUUCUGGCACUUGAAUGUUGCGAUGAUGAACUCGAACAAUGCUCUCAUCCCAGAUCCAGACAAGGAGGAUAUCUUGGCCUCGCAGCCAUUUGACUGGCCGUUCCUGCACCUCGGACUCCGGAUGUGUGGAUGGGAACCCAAGCAAACCAAGUUCUAUCUCCUCGGGAAUCCCAUUGUCUGGUGGGGAAGCUCGACUAGUUUGAUUGUCGCGGGGGUCACCUUGGCUGUGUAUUUGAUGAGAACCCAGCGGAAGCAGGUGGUUCUGACCGACGCGGAGUGGGAUCAUUUCCUGUACGUCGGAAAGAUCGCCUUCUUUGGAUGGGGUUUGCACUACCUCCCAUUCCUGGUCAUGGGUCGAGUGACGUAUCUGCACCACUAUUUGCCUACGCUCUACUUUGCGGUACUUAUGUUCGGUCACAUGCUCGAUCACUUCAUCUUUUCUUCCACCCGACUGGCUCUGGCCACAAAAACAGCGAUAUUUUCGAUCUGCUCGGCUGCGGUCAUCGCUGCAUUCUGGUGGUUCAAGGGCAUAGCGUUCGGAAUCGACGGGCCGAUCUUGGACCACAAGGGACUAUUAUGGCGGAACAGCUGGAACAUUUACUUGCAAUGAGCAUCCCUGUAUUAUUUAUCCAGCCAGA
This is a messenger RNA of Mycena citricolor, 2385 nucleotides long. Lineage: Eukaryota; Fungi; Basidiomycota; Agaricomycetes; Agaricales; Mycenaceae. The record is from the annotation of a GenBank genome assembly.